Hermetia illucens (black soldier fly) is the source of this 393-nucleotide messenger RNA. RefSeq names its product translation machinery-associated protein 7 homolog. The transcript is spliced from 2 exons. Bases 167 to 361 code for a protein of 64 amino acids. Lineage: Eukaryota; Metazoa; Arthropoda; Insecta; Diptera; Stratiomyidae. The record is from RefSeq and is a predicted model, not a curated record.
AUACUUACAUCAAACUUCAUGCCAAUCUAUUAGAAACGUCGGAACUGGGGGACUGAUCGGUGGGCGACCAUCUGUCAAUGCGUGGAGCGGCGUGACUUCCUCGAAUUUUUGGGAUUGGUAGCUAUACUGCACGGAACUUUGCCAGUUUACCUAUAAAUCGUACAUCAUGUCUGGUCGUGAGGGUGGCAAAAAGAAACCUCUGAAGGCGCCAAAGAAAUCCGAAAAGGAAAUGGACGAGAGUGAUCUGCAAUUCAAACAGAAGCAGAAGGAAGCACAAAAAGCGUUAGAUGCGGCGAAACAGAAAGCGGGGCAGAAAGGCCCGCUAGUUGGUGGCGGAAUUAAGAAGUCUGGAAAAAAGUAGAGUGUGAAUAAAUUAUUGAUAUAUUUUGAUAA